AGUUUUAGCAAUGUAGAGAGGAGGAGCUCAUCUGAUCAGGUGAUCAAGUUGAGAGCAGGGAGGGGAGUUGACGAAACAAACACACAGCACAUGUACAGCUAACGCAAUGUAUUCCCUAACCCCAACCCAGUCGUAACAUUUCCCCUAAAACCAAAUCCUAAACCUCAAACAGCCUCGUGGAGGCUCUGAUGUAGAAAACUGGGACUGGUCCUCAGAAAGGUAGCUGUACAAGUGUACACACACACACACACACACACACACACACACAACGUGGCUUCCAGGAAAAGAGAGGAGGAGCAGUGAGUGUGUUCAGUUUGUCCAGACUCCAUUUUUGAUUCAGAGAAGAAGGAUGAAAACAAAAGAGUGAAGCAGGACUGACUGAAGGCCAGAAGAUGGAAGAAGAGGAGGACAGAGUCCUGGACGGCUGUCUGCCUAUGGAGAGUGACUCAUGUGUAGAUGAUCCUCCUCCAGACGUCAGCGAAGAAGAACCUGGACCCUCAGACACAAAAAAGAGGAAGAGGAGUCAUGUUUCUGUGGAGGAGCAGCUGUCCUGCUGUGCUUUGUGUCAGUGCGUCCUGAAGGAUCCAGUCUCUACCAGCUGUGGACACUGGUUCUGCAGACAGUGCAUCGCCUCAUACUGGGACCAGUCUGCUUCAUCAGGACACUUCUCCUGUCCCCAGUGUAGACAAAGGUCCAGAACAAGUAAGACUGAUGACUGUUUUAUUUUUGUCUCUCUUUUGUUCUUCUUUCCAUCAGACCAUGUUGGUCUGCAGGAGGCUUUAGAUGGAUAUAAGAUCAGUCUGAGAAGGAGAUAUGAACAAGAGACUGAAGGAACUGAUGUAACAGGAAGAGGAACCCUCCUCAACAGGAUCUGCACUAAGCUCUACAUCACAGAGGGACAGAGUGAAGAGGUUAAUACCCAACAUGAGGUGAAGCAGCUUGAGACAGUUUCCAAGAUGGAGGCCCUCCAUGACACUCCAAUCAGGUGCCACAACAUCUUUUCAGCCUUAGCCUACAAUCAGAGACGCAUCAGAGUGGUUCUGACCUACGGUGUCGCUGGUGUUGGAAAAACCUUCUCAGUGCAGAAGUUCACUCUGGACUGGGCAGUGGGUUUGAAAAACCAAAAUGUCAGUGUGGUGAUUGUGCUUUCAUUCAGGGAGCUGAACUUGAUCAAAGAUGAGCAGUACAGUCUUCUCAGGCUGCUCCAUGUUUUCCAUCCAACAUUACAGGAGGUCACAGCAGAGCAGCUGGCUGUCUGUAAACUUUUGUUCAUCUUUGACGGCCUGGAUGAAAGCAAACUUUCACUGGACUUCAACAACAGUGAGGUUGUGUCUGAUGUCACACAGAAGGCAUCAGUCAACGUGCUGCUGACAAACCUCAUCAAGGGGAAGCUGCUUCCCUCAGCUCUGGUCUGGAUCACCUCCAGACCUGCAGCAGCCAAUCAGAUCCCUCCUACAUGUGUUGACAGGGUAACAGAAGUACGAGGCUUCACUGACACCCAGAAGGAGAAGUACUUCAGGAAGAGGUUCAGUGAUAAAGAGCUGUCCAGCAGAAUCAUCUCCCACAUCAAGACCUCCAGGAGCCUCCACAUCCUGUGUGCAGUCCCAGUCUUCUGCUGGAUCACUGCUACAGUUCUGGAGCACAUGUUGACUACGGAGCAGAGAGGAGAGCUGCCCAAGACCCUGACUGGCAUGUACUCACACUUUGUGAUGGUUCAGACAAAGAGGAAGAAGAACAAGUACCAUGAGGGACAUGAGACGAGUCCACAGGAGCUGAUGGAGGCUGACAGGGAAGUUCUUCUGAAGCUGGGGAGGCUGGCAUUUGAACAUCUGGUGGAAGGAAACAUCAUGUUCUACCAAGAAGACCUGGAGCGCUGUGGUCUGAAUGUGACAGAGGCCUCAGUGUACUCAGGUGUUUGUACAGAGAUCUUGAAAAGAGAGAAUGUGAUCUUCCAGAAAUCAGUCUACUGCUUUGUUCAUUUGAGCGUUCAGGAGUUUCUGGCUGCAGUCUACAUGUUCCACUGUUACACCAACAAGAAGACAGAGGUUCUUAAAGACUUCAUGGGGAGAGACUACCAGGUCUCCACUGAGUCUCUGGAUGACUUCCUAUGUGGAGCCAUGAAGAAAUCCCUGCUCAGUAAAAAUGGUCACCUGGACCUGUUUGUUCGCUUCCUUCAUGGCCUCUCUCUGGAGUCCAACCAAAGAUUCUUAGGAGGUCUGCUGGGUCAGACAGAGAACAGUCCAGAGAUCAUCCAGAGAACCAUCAACAAGCUGAAGACGAUGAAGACUAGUAAAAUGUCUCCUGACAGAAGCAUCAACAUCUUCCACUGUCUGAUGGAGAUGAACGACCUCUCAGUUCAUCAGGAGAUCCAAGAGUUCCUGAAGUCAAAGAACAGAUCAGAGAAGGAACUCUCUGUGAUCCACUGCUCAGCUCUGGCCUACAUGCUGCAGAUGUCAGAGGAGGUUCUGGAUGAGUUGGAUCUGGAGAAGUACAACACAUCAGAGGAGGGACGACGGAGACUGAUCCCAGCUGUGAGGAACUGCAGAAAGGCUCUAUUUAGUGGAUGUGGACUCUCAGAAACUCACUGUGAAGCUGUGUCCUCAGCUUUGAAGUCCAACCCUUCCUAUCUGACAGAGCUGGACAUGAGUAAUAAUGACCUGAAGGAUUCAGGAGUAAAGCGUCUGUCUGCUGGACUGGAGAGUCCAAACUGUAGACUGGAGACUCUGAGGUUGAAUUACUGCUGGUUGUCAGAGAUCAGCUGUGAUUCUCUGGGACCAGCUCUGAAGUCCAACCCCUCCCAUCUGAAACAUCUGGACCUGAGUUACAACAACCUGAAGGAUUCAGGAGUGAAGCAGCUUUGUGGUUUUCUGGAGAGUCCAGACUGUAGACUGGAGACUCUGGAAUUGGAGAACUGCAGGUUGUCAGAGAUCAGCUGUGAUUAUCUGGUCUCAGCUCUGAAGUCCAACCCCUCCCAUCUGAAACAUCUGGACCUGAGUAACAACAGCCUGAAAGAUUCAGGAGUGAAGCAGCUGUGUGGUUUUCUGGAGAGUCCAGACUGUAGACUGGAGACUCUGAGAUUGAAGAACUGCAGUUUGACAGAGGUCAGCUGUGAUUCUCUGGUCUCAGCUCUGAAGUCCAACCCCUCCCAUCUGAUACUUCUGGACCUGAGUAACAACAGUCUGAAGGAUUCAGGAGUGAAGCAGCUGUGUGGUUUUCUGGAGAGUCCAGACUGUAGACUGGAGACUCUGAGAUUGGAGAGCUGCAGUUUGUCAGAGAUCAGCUGUGAUUAUCUGGUCUCAGCUCUAAAGUCCAACCCCUCCCAUCUGAAACACCUGGACCUGAGUAACAACAACCUGAAGGAUUCAGGAGUGAAGCAGCUGUGUGGUUUUCUGGAGAGUCCAGACUGUAGACUGGAGACUCUGAGAUUGAGUUGGUGCAGUUUGUCAGAGAUCAGCUGUGAUUCUCUGGUCUCAGCUCUGAAGUCCAACCCCUCCCAUCUGAAUCAUCUGGACCUGAUAGGAAACAGUCUGAUGGAUUCAGAUGUGAAGCAGCUUCUCAAUCUUGUGGAGAGUCCAGACUAUAAACUGGAGACUCUGAGGUGGAAGUGGUGGUAAACAGGAUGAGCUGUGUCCUGAUGAUCCAGAGGUUGAAGCAGCAGCAGCUUGUGUGGACAGAGACUCUGACUGCAGAUAAAUGUUUGGAGUCCUCGUGAAGCCAUUUGUUUUCUCUCCCACAGUAAAUCACAUAUGACACAAUUCUUCCUCCUCAUUGUUUCGUAGUUAGGAUGCUGUUCUCCAGGUUAUUCCUCCAGAUAGGAGGAUGGUCAUUGUUCAGUUUUUGUUUCAUCAGACCAGAAGGUAUUUCUUCUAAUGAUCAGAUCUUUGUCCUGAUGCAGGUAAUAAAACCACAGUCGGUCUUCUUCCUUGCUGAGCAGCCUUUCAGCUCAUGUUGUUGUCAGACUAGUUUGACUGUGUGUGUCAAUAUUUAUGUACCUGUUCCUGUUCCUCCACAGUCUUCACACAGUCCUCUGCUGUUGUUGAAGAUCUGAAUCAGAAUUACUUUAUUAAACCUAGGGGGAAAUUACUUUUUGUUGCUCCUACUCAAAGGGUACCAGUGUUCAGCACAAAGAGCAGUGUAGGCAAUCACAAUAAGAAUACAUGCAUCAGUGUAUAAAUAAUACAAUAUAUAUAUAUACAUGUGUUCCAAGUUUUUUUGCUUUUUAAUAACAUUGAAUAUGGGGUUUUGCACAGCAGGAAAUUAUUGCACAUAGUGUGAUGAUUCAUCUCGAGGAGACUAAAGGCAUCUCUGAGUGACCUCCUGGUCCAUGAUGACCUGGGUUUAAAGGUUGACCUUAAAUACAUCCACCAGGAGCCCUCUACUACACUUAGUUAGCCAAUCAGAAGCUCCUACGUUACGUUCCUAACGUUACAAUGGACUGAGAGAAUUUAAACCCACUGAUAUAGUGAACUCUAAUCCAGAAAGUAUUUUUAAUUUAUUUACUUAUUAGAUAGGGACAGUGCACAUAAAUGAACAUCUAUUCAGACAGCAAUAGACAUAAGUAUGAAUGAUUAUAGCAUGAAUGUUAAUUAGCGUCCUCAGUCCCUAGAUGGGCAACACAAAACAUAGAACAUGACAAUAGAUCCCAGUAAGAGCACAUCACAAGAGAGGACAUACUAAGAUAUUCAAGAUUAAUUGUUUUGUCUAAGAAUCCCAAGAUAACAAAGAACAUAUGAACCAGACAUAGACAUAAGGAUAAGAGUAAAAAAUAAUAAUACUAAUAAUAUAAUAAAUAAUCUUAAAAAUAGAAUAAGUAGGAAUUACAAAGAAUAUACAGUCCAAUCUACAGUCCAGUUUACUUAGGAUAUACAAGCAUUUAUAUACAGACAUUUUAAACUGAGAGAAUUUUAACCCACUGAUAUAGUAAACUCUAAUCACAAAAGUACAGAAAAUACACAUAAACUUCCAGCUUCACCUGUGUAUAUGGAAGUGCUUCCUUUAAUAAUGGCUUUUCAUCUUUCUCCUUUAAAACGUUUCAAAAGCUUCUUAAAAAUUAUUUCACUGCUCUGUAGUAGCUGCUUGUUUUGUUAACUCCAUGAAGACAGCCAGCAUUAUUUAAUCAGCAUUUACUUUAUGUGCUUCUGCUGUUGUUUUGGUUCAUUUUGGGUUCUCUUUAAUAUCCUGACAUUUUAAUUAUUAUUUUUAAGGUGGAAGCUUCAAAUUCUCUUCCUGCUCUGUAGAUUAUAUUGAUCAAAAUAAAUAAAGAAAUAAUUUAAAAAAUUAAAUAACUA
This is a messenger RNA of Mugil cephalus (flathead mullet), 5288 nucleotides long. Its product is annotated as NACHT, LRR and PYD domains-containing protein 12-like. NCBI's taxonomy places the organism in Eukaryota, Metazoa, Chordata, Actinopteri, Mugiliformes, Mugilidae. The transcript is spliced from 11 exons. Bases 393 to 3614 code for a protein of 1073 amino acids. The record is from RefSeq and is a predicted model, not a curated record. Gene Ontology annotation, molecular function: protein binding.